CGUGCAGCCCGUGUGUGUGACUGCAGAGAGACUGAAGAUCAGCUGUUUAAAAUGCUGCUGAGUCAAAGAAGAACAAGAUGUCGGGAGAUAACGGGACCGACGCCUCACUCCGUGGCCGUGAGAGCAAAGUUCCCGUCCCAGAGACCUGCGGACCAGCUGAUCCUGGACAGACAGAAACAGGACGCUGCUCGAGACAAAGUCCUGGACUUCGCUAAGUCCCAGCGGAGCUGCGACAUCAAGACUUCAUGGCUGAAGAGUUCAGAGCGCCGUUUCCUGACAGGAACCAUCGAGAGACAAGUCCGAGCUGCUCUGGACCAACAGAAGGUCCACGUGGACGAGAGGAGGGACAGGCUGCGUGUCCUGUUGGAGACGGAGGAGCAGCAGCUCCUGCAGGAGAUGGAGGAGAAGACAGAGACUUUGGUGGAGAGACAAGCGAAGAUGAGACAACAGGUGAAGACACUGAGAGACAGGAGAGAAAGAGACAGACAGCAGCUGGUCUCAGACAAACUGGAGCAGCUCUUCAGGGGUCAGUGCGAGGAGCUGCGCAGUGAGCUGAUGCGGCGCAGAGAGCAGCAGGUGUGUCAGGAGCGAGCAGCUCAGGUGAGGAGCGGACAGGAGCAGCGGCGGCUGCAGCAGCAGGAAGAGAGGAUGUUUGAUGAGCUGUGGGAGGCGGACAGACGAGGCAAAGUGGACAGAGAGACGGAGAGAGCGCAGAGACAGCAGCAGAGGAACAGGAAGCAGCUGGACGUCAUCAGGAGUCAGAUGGACGAGGCGGAGCAGCAGAGACAGAGGAGCAGGGAGCUGAGAGCAGAGGAGGCUGCGCUCAUGCUGCAGCAGCAGCAGAUGCAGCGGCUGCAGCAGCAGCGCCAGCAGCAGACGAUGCUGCAGCAGCAGCAGGGCAGACGGCGGCAGCUGGAUCAGUGUCUGCGGCUGAAGAUGAAGCGUCUGGCUCGAGAGCAGCAGGACGAGCUGCAGCUGGACAUGAACAUCCUGCAGACGCUGCUCCAACAGGAAACUGAUGACAAACAGGAAGCUGCUCACAAGAAGGCUGAGCUGCGUGAGGAGCAGUGGAGGUACCAGCAGUAUUUGUCUGAGGAGCUGCAGAAGCAGAGGAGGGAGGAGGAGGAGACGGAGCAGCUGAUGGAGGAGAAACUGAAGGAGGUUUGGGCUAAAAGAGAGGAGCAGAGCCGACUGCAGCGAGAGGCCAGAAACAGACUGAUGGAGGAGGUGGUGGAGGCUCGACGUCUGCAGAUCCAACACAAACUGGACCUGAACACACAGAAACAGGCAGAGCUGUCUGCAGAGAGAGACGAGCUGAACAGAGUGAUGGAGGAGAUGAAGCUGAUGGAGGAGGAGGACAGGAGAUGUCAGAAGCAGAGCUCCGAGGCGUACCAGGCCGACCUGAAGGCUCAGAUCGAGGCUCAGCAGCGGCGCCGCAGUGAGCAGAGAGCUCAGGAGGAGAGGGAGCAGCAGCAGGGUGUGAUCCUGCAGCAGCUGUACGAACAGAGGAAAGACCACAUCCUGUCCAGACCUACGUCUCACACCAGCGCCCCCCAUCCGUUCAGACGAACAGAGGGAUGCACCAGGUCUGCCUCCAGACAGCAACACACAGGGUCAGCCUGCGCAGCCCCACGUUACUCUGAUGGUUUAUAUGAAUAAAAGUCUGUCCACAUUGUGAGCUUCACCUUCAGUCCUUUCACACAGAGUUCCCACAGAUCCUUACAGACUUUCCAAACCUGUGUUAAACUGUAGGAACCCUGUAACGAGACACAACCAAACGACUUCUAGAUAACAGCUUCCAGACCUCAACAUUUAUGUUCCAAAGAAAAGUGAGUGUUGUGGCAUAAGCCAGUUUAUUGUGAUAAUUUGAGCUGCACUUGCGCACUAGUCAGCAGAGGGCGCUGCUGACUGUUGGUUGUUGUUGUUAACCAGAGUUGAAAUAAAGACCAUGGCUGCUGCUGCCAAGAGUAUGCUCUUCUCUUUCGUCUGUUUAGCUUCUUAAAACUUAAGUUAAGCUCUUCACAAGUGUUUCCAGUAUCAACAGCUGUGAGGACUUCCUGAGAGCUGCACCCUGUCGGGGGUUUUAUCCUGUUUGCAUUCACACGGCUGAUCCAAACGCUGACGUGCCGUCCUGUGAAGCCUGAUUUAUGUUUCAACAGUUUGAAGAGUUGCUCAACAGAAAUAUUUUCAACAUCGCUCACCUGUAGAGUUCUGUUAUGUUGCAGACGACCAGUGUGGAUUUCAUUGAUGAAAAUUACGAUUCGGUGAAACACAGGGCGGCAGAUGUGCUUA
Messenger RNA from Epinephelus lanceolatus (giant grouper), 2292 nucleotides. RefSeq names its product cilia and flagella associated protein 53 (gene cfap53). NCBI's taxonomy places the organism in Eukaryota, Metazoa, Chordata, Actinopteri, Perciformes, Serranidae. The record is from RefSeq and is a predicted model, not a curated record.